AUGAGUUUCUGCCUUGAACUUCCUUCUUGGACCGUCAGCUCAGUUUCAUCAUCAUCCUUUUCGAGUUUCGAUCUUACUUUCCUGUUUCAUCCUUGUCUGUCUCUCUCGCAGUGUGUGUGUGUGUGUGUGUGUGUGUGUGUGUUGUGUCUGAUUGAGUCUGUAUCCAUCUGCUCUCGUCCCUGGUCAGCGGCUGAGGAUCGUCCUCUGCCGGCAUCUUCCCCGGCGCUUGUUGGCGCCCGAGAAUGUGUGCAACGACUUUCCCCCUCCAGACCGACUGCGCGCCGCGAGGCUGAAUCGCAAGGCCGUCUGCCUUACUCUCUCUCACUCUCUCACUCAACUCUCCCUCUCCCUCUCCCACCACAAUCCACCUUCCCCCCCCCUUUCCCUCAUUUGCCUCUCUCUCUCUCUCCCCCCUCCUUCUGA
Aspergillus luchuensis is the source of this 423-nucleotide messenger RNA. RefSeq lists its product as uncharacterized. The transcript has a single exon. NCBI's taxonomy places the organism in Eukaryota, Fungi, Ascomycota, Eurotiomycetes, Eurotiales, Aspergillaceae. The record is from RefSeq and is a predicted model, not a curated record. Bases 1 to 423 code for a protein of 140 amino acids.